CAGGGCGGGAGAGGCGCGAGGGGGUGCGCGGGGGAGGGAGAGCGCCGGAGCCUGCGCGCGCACCGUUCUCGCGUCAGUCGCUGGGCGGCGGUAGCCGGCGCACGGUCGAUAUCGCCUGGCCAUGCUGCCUGCACGCGCUUCCGCGCUGUGAAGAGACCAGAGGUCAGUGACAUGUGUGUGUAACAGGGUCAACUCAUCAUGUGCCUUGGGGAACCUGUACCGGUUGUAAUGCGAAUGCUGCUUUCAUAGGAUUUUUUUACAAUAAUGCGGCAAUCCAAUGGAGUCUAGCUUAGGCAAAACUAAAGCCGAUUCAUGUCAGGCGCUGAUUUCCAACGCUAUGCUAACUUUACGUGAGGGGUACGGCGGGUGUGGGCGGCGGCGCGGCGCGGGCGGGGCGGGGUCGCGCGGCAUGCGGCGGCGCCCGCUGCUGCCGCUGCUGCUGCUGGCGCUGCUGCGCGCGCACGGCCUGCUCGCCGCCUCCGGAGAAGCUGAUUACACACUGGACGAUUCAUUUUGGAAUGAAGAAAGCCCAGUCGGUGAAGUCGAGCGGCUGCUACGCGAGUACCGACAGAACCAGGAGCUAGUGCGCAACAUCGGUGCCCACUACUACCAGAUCAUCUACCCAGUACAGCUGCGUCAUCACGAGAAGAUGGGCAUUUCCACGCGCGAGGUCAACGCGCAGAAGGGACGCGGCUAUGGUUCAGACUACCAACAGGGCACUCGGUCGCGUGCUAGGACUGGCAAACACUUUCACCGGACUUCCCUUCUCAUCAAAGCUUUCAACCACAAGUUCAGAUUAGACCUCGAGCUUAACACGCAACUGCUAGCACCUAACCUGAAACAAACACACUUCCUGUCCAACGGCGUUGAAACUGAAAUAAGACAAGAAAUCGAGCACUGCUACUACCACGGCACAGUGAAAGACUACCCGGGCGCGUCGGCGGCGUUCCACACUUGCAACGGCGUAUCUGGCGUUAUACACAUCGGGAACGAGACUUUCGUUAUACACCCCUUCUACGGAGGAGAUCUCUCGAAACACCCCCAUGUCAUCUUUGAGGCGCGAACGAAGGCGAACAAGGGUUGUGCCAACAAGCUCGAAUACCGCCCGAAGAGCCGCCGGACCAAACAUGUCUCGUUCGUCGAGACGCCGAUGGCUGAUGACCCUAUAGCUGUCGUAGAAAGAACGCCCCGCUCAAAAGAGGGCGACUGGCGGUGGUGGAAAGACGCCGGUCUUCGGGAGCUGAAGCGACGCAGAAGAGACGUCCGAGAGACAACGAAGUACAUCGAGACGGCGCUCGUGAUCGACCGCGCGAUGUUCGAGCGACGGAACGGCAGCACGCGCUCAGAAGUCGUGCAUGACGCCAUACAAGUCGCCAACAUCGCGGACUUGUAUUUCCGUACACUAAACACGCGGGUGUCCCUGGUCUACAUCGAGUCGUGGCAGGGUGGUGACCAGGCGGACAUAGAGCGCAAGCAGGACAUCACACGCGCCAUACUUAAGUUCAACGACUACACGUCGAGAAAGCUCUUCAAGAUUGAGAAGGACACCACGCAGCUUCUCACUGGUCUGUCAUUCCCCGGUGGAGAGUCCGGCAUCUCUGUACCAGAUACGGUGUGCACGCCCAAGUCAGUGGGCAUCUCCGUCGACACUAACACGUACGAGCCGCAUCUGCUCGCCGGAACGAUGGCACAUAUGAUCGGACAUAACAUCGGAAUGGGUCACGAUGACGGCCGCGAGCAGUGUUUCUGCCGGGACUGGCAUGGCUGCAUCAUGGCGCAGACCAUCGUCGGCCUCGAUCACGUACAGCCUUAUAAGUUCUCCGACUGCUCGAAGAAUGACUACAUCAACGAGCUCCGGAUAGGCCAAGGGCUGUGCCUGCUGAACAAACCUAAUGAGCUAAUCGUCCACCGCCAAUGCGGCAACGGGCGCCUCGACGAGGGUGAAGAGUGCGACUGCGGGGCUAUCGACGAGUGCCAAAAGACCAACCCCUGCUGCGACCCCAUCACCUGCAGGCUGACGAAGGAGGCGCAGUGCGCUUCGGGAGAGUGUUGUGAACAGUGCCAAUUGAAACCACGCGGCGUGACUUGCCGUGAUGCCGCCAACGAGUGUGACCUGGAAGAAACGUGCACUGGCCUGACUGGUGUAUGCCCCCCUGACGCGUACAGGAAGAAUGGAGAACUAUGCGAAGAAGGCAAGGGCUACUGCUUCGCGGGCACCUGCCCCACCCUGUCCACGCAAUGCGCCAACAUCUGGGGCCCGGGCACCACGGGCGCAGACAAGGAGUGCUUCGAGCAGUUCAACUCCAAGGGUGCCGUGACGGGGCAUUGCGGGAAGGACAGCAAUGGGUACAUCAAGUGUGAGAUGGAGAAUGUGAAAUGUGGUUCACUGCAGUGUCAACUGGGCAACCGAUAUCCCGUGGUGCAAGGCAUGGACGAGUACUACACAAGGACUGUUAUUACCAUUAAGGGCACUGAAUAUGAGUGCAAAGCUACGACCGGCCUGCCCGACCACCCUGAAAUCAGCCCGCUGGGUCUGGUGAGCGACGGCACCCCGUGCGGUGACAACCUCGUCUGCGUCAACCAGACUUGCACCUCCAUCUUCCCGUACAUCGACCACACCAAGUGCCCCAGCGGGCAUAACAACAACGAAUGCUCCGGGAAAGGGAUCUGCUCGAACGCGAACAAGUGCGUCUGCAACCGCGGCUGGACCGGCCCGGACUGCUCGCAGCCCGACGCCCUGCCCCCCACCCCCACCGCCUGGGUGCCCGACAACGCCACCAAGGCGGCCUACAACAUGACCAAGAAGGAAACACCGUAUGAGAACUACCACGGCUCGAACACGGUGUUCCUCGUGGCGGUGCUAAUGUCUGUGGUAGGGGGGGUAUUCAUAGUAUUUGCCCUGAGCGCUCUCUGCUACAGGUCAGUCGUAGUACACAAAAACUUCUCCCUGUGCCUAAGGAAAAAGAGCACCAUGCCGAAGUACGACCCGCCCUACGUGAAGAAACCGAUCGCGAAGAGUUUCGGCGCCGGCUCCACCACCAGCAACAACUCACAGGAAGACAUCUCUUUAGAAGGCGGAAAGAUGCACUCCUUCAAUAAUACCUUCAGAAAUCUCCUAAGCCGAGGUGACUCCCAGCGAGUAAUCUUCAGACACGGGAAUCACAUGUCGGGGCCUGGCAAUACUAGUAGAUAUCCAGAUCAUAAGCAAAUGAAACGUGUUCAUUCGGGUAGUGAGGAUGAGCCUACACAUUCAGGCGAAGAAGACAUCGCCUUCAUCGACGUGCAAACUAACUCGAUGGCCAAGGUGCCCGAGAAGGGCAUACUAAAGAAGCACGCCUACGGGGCGGUGGACGGGAAGGAUAAGUGGGGAGAUGAUAGUCAGAGCGAGCACCUGGAGGCGGGCUCGCAGUCUGAUGGCCAGGAGCCGGCUGGGGCGGUGGCCGAUAUGGAGUAUAAGUUUAAGGAUUUGAACGGCUACCACGAAGGUAUAAUCGUGGCGCUAAAGACUGCAGCAGCGCAACGCGCCAGCGCCGGUGGCUCCGCCGUCGGCUCCGGCGACCUGCGCGCGCUACAAGAAUAUGAAUACAAACGCGAACGCGCAUCCAGCGCGGAAAAGAUCCACGAAGCGGAACUUAGAAGACAGAGAGGCGGUGAAGAAGAGGAGGACGAUGCGCCCUCUUGUGGGCCCAUUAGGAUCAGGAAUUUGGAAGAUUUGAUAAGGCAGCUGGAGCACCACUCGAGCAGGCACAUGAGUCCGUCGGGCUCCGAGGAUAUAAGAAUGUCGGAGACUGAGGCUGAUAGGCAUUAUAGGAUCGAGCCUGGAGAAGUGCCAGCCAACCGCUGCCGCGGCCGAAUCCCCGGGGAGGAGGAAUCCCGCUUCGGCUACCCCCGCUUCCGCGGCAGCGGGCGGCACCACGCGCCGGCGCCGCUGUUCGCGGGCCACCUGCGCCCGCGCAGCCCGCACGCGCGCGCGCCGCCCGACGACGACGCGCUCUACGAGACGGCGGACGCGGAGCGGCUGAGGGACGCGCCCGACAGUGAGAGUGAUGAAUUUAUUCAAGCUCAACAACAGUUAGCCCGGUGGGCGAGUGAAGACGCGGUGCCGGCGGCGGCGCGAGACAGGGAGAGAGAAUACUUCCCGUCGCCCCCCGGCAGUUCCAGCAGCGACGCGACUAUCCGGCGCCCGCCGGCGCCCGGCGCGAGUGGCGCGUCGGGCGCCCCGGGCGGCCCGGCCGCGACACCCGCGUCGUCCUCCUUCCCCGAGUACAAGCACUGACCGCGCGCUGCCGCUGCCGCGCCACCGAGCUGUGACCGCGCGCACGCAUUCUAAACCUUUUAGACGUAGUGGUACGAGGUAGUCGCCUGCGCGGCGC
Cydia strobilella is the source of this 4373-nucleotide messenger RNA. It is a transcript of the gene mmd, whose product is annotated as disintegrin and metalloproteinase domain-containing protein 11. Gene Ontology annotation, molecular function: metalloendopeptidase activity. Bases 278 to 4276 code for a protein of 1332 amino acids. Lineage: Eukaryota; Metazoa; Arthropoda; Insecta; Lepidoptera; Tortricidae. The transcript is spliced from 30 exons. The record is from RefSeq and is a predicted model, not a curated record. Gene Ontology annotation, biological process: proteolysis.